UCAUGUUUGAAUUUAUGUAUCAAAAAUUGGAUUUCGAAGAACAUUCUAUUAGCACUCCACAAAACUGCCCUUUGAUAAAUAAAACAGAGUGGAGAAUAUUGUGGUACAAUAUCCCAUCCUAUUUAAUUAAUGCGUUGAAUUAUACAAGCCUUAAAACACAUGAAAAGCACCCAAAAUGGAUCUUUACAUAUAAUAUAAGAGAUUUAUCUAGGAGUGAUGUUGUAAUAUUUACACAUUAUACUAUGGGUGAGGUGCCACCUAAUAAAACAAAGUGUCAGAUAUGGGUUUUUAACACUAUGGAAGCUCCUAACUUCAUGAAUAAACAUUACCAAAAAUGGAAUAAUAGUCUGGAUUGGCUGAUGUCUUAUCGCAUGGAUUCGGAUAUAUAUCGACCAUAUGGAAUACUUAAGAAACGGGCGACCCUUUUGGUGAAGAAUUAUACGGAGGUAUUUCAGAAGAAGAAAUAUUUUGGUGUUUGGAUGUCAGGACAUUGUCCAGUGCCGUCUCGUCGUAAAGAUUACAUACUUAAUUUAAAGAAUUAUAUACAGGUCGAUAUGUUCGGAUCUUGUGGGAACGCUGUUUGUCUUAGUCCAACUCCAGGACUAAAUGAAUGCUUGCGAAACUUUUCUCGUGAUUACAAAUUUUAUUUUGCCUUUGAAAAUAACAUUUGUAAAUACUACACGACAGAAAAAUUAUUUAAUAUAUUUUUGGGUAAUUUAGAUGUUAUACCAGUGAUUAAUGGACCACAAAAUGCAGCGGAAUAUAUACCUAACGGAACGUUUAUAAACGCUCUAGAUUUCCCUUCACCCCAAGCAUUGGCAAAUAAACUGAAAGAAAUUGGCUCAAACGAAACUCUUUUUAUGCAAUACCUUAGAGAAAAAGACAAAUACAUAGAAAUUGGUUUAAAUGAAAUAUUUCUACAGUCAAUGUUCCAGAUAUUUGACAAAAUUAAUCGAACAAAUGGAAAUAUUGUAAGACGCAAAGAAAGCAUACAAGAUCAUUUCUUUGCGAUAAAAAAAGACUGCUAA
This is a messenger RNA of Saccostrea echinata, 1028 nucleotides long. Its product is annotated as alpha-(1,3)-fucosyltransferase C-like. Gene Ontology annotation, cellular component: membrane. The record is from RefSeq and is a predicted model, not a curated record. The transcript has a single exon. NCBI's taxonomy places the organism in Eukaryota, Metazoa, Mollusca, Bivalvia, Ostreida, Ostreidae. Bases 3 to 1028 code for a protein of 341 amino acids. Gene Ontology annotation, molecular function: alpha-(1->3)-fucosyltransferase activity.